This is a messenger RNA of Tetrahymena thermophila SB210, 801 nucleotides long. Its product is annotated as protein kinase. Gene Ontology annotation, biological process: protein phosphorylation. The record is from RefSeq and is a predicted model, not a curated record. The transcript has 2 exons. Gene Ontology annotation, molecular function: protein kinase activity; ATP binding. Lineage: Eukaryota; Ciliophora; Oligohymenophorea; Hymenostomatida; Tetrahymenidae.
AUGAUAAAUAUCCCAACAAUAAAAAAAUUAAUAGAGGAUGAAGGUCAUGUUUUUGUCUCUAGUUCCUAAGAGUAAGGCAGCUUUGGUUGUGUUAUUUUUACUCACUUAAAAGGUCAUGAGAACUAUAAGUAUGCUAUUAAAGUCUUUGACGUUGAUGACGGUUCGAAAAAAAAUUGCAGUUAAGAAAAAAUCUAAGAGUGUUAAAAGGAAGCUAGGGCUUUGAAAAUUUUAAGCCAUAAAAAUGUUGUAGCUUAUCACUCAGAAAAGUAACUUGGAUUAUUUUAUUUUAUUAUCAUGGAAAUGUGUCAAAGUUCUCUCCACGUUUGGUCUUAAAGCAACUAAAAUAUAAUUUAAGAUAGCCUGUUUUACAGUAUAGCUCGGUAAAUCUUGGAUGGCUUGGAUUACAUUCAUAAUAAAGACUGGAUUCUCAGGGAUUUAAAACCUCAAAAUAUUCUCAUAAACUAAGAGGUUGAAAAAAUUAAAAUAAAACUAUGCGAUUUUGGAGCAGCGAGGUACUACCCUAAACAAAUAAAUCCUAAAUCCACAAAUUGCUUUGGCACUCUUAACUAUAUGCCACCUGAAGUUAUUAAAGAAAUAUUUUUAUAAAAUCAUAAAUUGAAAUAAACGCCAUAAGGAGAUAUUUGGGCUUAUGGAAUAUGUUUAUUAUCUAUAGGAAAACCCAUUUUAAAUUUUAAUGACUACAUAAAAAAAAAUUGGUAAGCACCAUACACUCCUCUAUUAAAAACAAAAUCUAAUUUUUCCAGGGUCAGAAUUAAAAGAUCAUCCCCUUAAUCAUGUUGA